CACCACGCUUGAAGGGGACACACACUCACCCACACCACCUACACACUCGCUCAUCCACGCACUACGCACUCACACGCUCACCCUCACUCGCCCACACACCAAUAACCCAAUACUACUACGUAGUACACACACUACUCGCUAGGUAUAUUUAUGAGAUGCACGAGACGUCGGAAACCCAGCCUCUUUUGCAGGUUACGAAGUCGGCCGGCCUGGCAACUUCUCACGGGACCUCGAGGUCAGGGCCACCCGCAUGUAAGAUAUCCGCGACGAUACAAAACGAGUGGGUUCCCCACGGACCCGUAUAAUCUAACCCAAUGUUACCGGAGGCUCUUCCGGGCGAGGGCCGAGAUGGGGAGAAACAAAGUCUCUUGUUUUGACCUGGAGCGGCAGCACCUCGACGUACAUACCUACCCCCUCAUGGCAUCCAUACCCUACAACCACUCCUGCUUACACACAUACCUUGCUUUCCUACACGUCCUCCGCAUGCACGCACACAUACAUGCAUUAUAUACGAGGUUGGUCAGGUUCUGUAUGCGGCCUAUUGGGCGUCGGCAAGGUAUGUGUGUAUGUGUGUAUGUAGGCAGUAGCAAGAGAAGCAAUAAUAAUAAAAGACGAAAGCCGUUUCUCGCUCCAUUUUAUCGCUCGAGCCCUUUCCCUUUCCUCAACUUCCCCCCAGAGUCUGGUCCCACGGCUGAGAGGCAGGCUGAUUUAGUAUUGUUUUUUUCUGCUUCUUUUCAUUCUUCUUAAUUCUUCCUUCGGUUUAAUUUUUGUGAAUCCUUCCGGAUCGAGUAAGGCUGAGCAACUCGGGAUUCCCGCUUUCUUCCGCUUCUUCUACCUAUUCACCAUCGGCCGUAUUAGUUAAUUCCGCCCUUCCACCCCCCUUGUUGAUAUCGUGGCUGGUGAGAGCAGCUUGGGGCGUUGCACAGCUAUCUGUCUGCCGAAUUACUCAAUCGCAACCCACUCUGCCGACGAGCCCGCUCCAGGCCAAGGAGGCACGGCAGGACCGCUGAGGGGUUUUUCAGAAAUCGAUCCUACCGUGGCCACAUCUACCCAGAGAAUUUCAAUUCCAGGCAAUCGGA
Durotheca rogersii is the source of this 1079-nucleotide messenger RNA. RefSeq lists its product as uncharacterized. Bases 151 to 747 code for a protein of 198 amino acids. NCBI's taxonomy places the organism in Eukaryota, Fungi, Ascomycota, Sordariomycetes, Xylariales, Xylariaceae. The record is from RefSeq and is a predicted model, not a curated record. The transcript has a single exon.